Molecule: messenger RNA, 627 nt
Organism: Penicillium psychrosexuale
Lineage: Eukaryota; Fungi; Ascomycota; Eurotiomycetes; Eurotiales; Aspergillaceae
Exons: 1
Coding region: 1-627 (208 amino acids)
Source: RefSeq, a predicted model, not a curated record
AUGCGUACCUCCUUUUUCCUCGCCGCAGCUCUCGCUACCCUCGGCACCCAAGCCAAGGACAGCAGCAGCGAAAUCAUCGGCUACUUCUCUCCUUCCUGGGACGCAGGCCUCCUCCAGUACGGCGGUUGGACCAGCACCGCCGCCAGCCUCGUCGCCUACAAAUCCGGCACGGCCACAUACCACGUCGGCUGUCUGAAGGACGCGCCCAAGACCGACUGCAACUACCCGUCCUCGUGGACCAUCGUCCAAGGCCCGGAGACAGUCAGUCUCGACGGCAAAUACAUCGCCUCCACCUCCGACAAGACUUCCAGCUACGAGAUGACUGUCUCCCAGUCCUACCAUUGUUCCCUGAAGGCGUCGACCGAGUCCGCCAGCUGCACGAUGAGUGUCAGCAUGAGCGGAAGCGUCGACGGCGCGAAGGUCGAGUCGUCUACUUCCAGCAAGGCGACAUACACCACUGCCCCGAUUUCGGCUUCGUACUACCAGUUGACCGUCACCGCGGGACUGGAGUCGAUUACUACCGAGACGGCCACGACGACUAAGUCGACCGGUGGUGCUGCGGGACACGCUGGUGCUAUGAUUACGGCUGCACCUAUGGUUGCUGCUGCUCUCGCUGCUUUGCUGUGA